Saimiri boliviensis boliviensis (Bolivian squirrel monkey) is the source of this 3385-nucleotide messenger RNA. The record is from RefSeq and is a predicted model, not a curated record. Lineage: Eukaryota; Metazoa; Chordata; Mammalia; Primates; Cebidae.
CAGGAGCCAGGGAGAACCUGGAAUUAACCUCACUUCCGGUCAGGAGCCUUGCUGGGCACGCUAACCAGCCCCCUGCCCCUGGGCUUCUGCCUUAAACUCAUUCGGCAGAAACCGCGGUCUUUCCUUGUCCCCGGAUGCUUUCAGGUAGUAAUCCAGCUCCGCCCCCGUCUUGGCCCGCGGGGUUCACGCUAGAUGAGCACUGAAGGCAAAGUACCCUCCUGCAGCGCGCGUGUGUGAAGGAGUUGAGAGUGCUGACGAGCGCGGUGCUCACUAGUCGGGAUGGCCUGAGACCGUGUCACGUCCUCCCCAGCGUCACUCGUGGGCAAAGAGGGGGUCAGUCCUCGCUUCCCACCCCCGCCCGGCCUGUGGGGUGCAACUCUCGGGAGCGCGACUUCCUUUUAGUCUAAAAAGCUUUACAAAGGUUGGGUAUGUAUGUGUGUGGGAGGGGCGGAUACCGUGCGGGGCGCGACCUAUUUUCUUGCCCUAUUCCUUGGACCCUGCGUGGAGCAGGGUCGUGAGGGGAAAAGUGACGGCGUGUCGCAGCUGCAGGUGCGGUGCACGGCCACGAACACCGACGCGGAGCUGAACUCACACGUAGAGCGCUGGCUCCGCCCCGCAAGCCGCUCCCGCGAAGGGGCGGGGCCCAGAGUGGGCAGGUCCGCGCACGCGCCGCGUUGGGGACGGAAGUGAAACUCUAAGAAAUGAGAUGGAGAAGUACGAGCGGAUCCGAGUGGUGGGGAGAGGUGCCUUUGGCAUUGUGCACCUGUGCCUGCGAAAGGCUGACCAGAAGCUGGUGAUCAUCAAGCAGAUCCCAGUGGAACAGAUGACCAAGGACGAGCGGCAGGCAGCCCAGAAUGAGUGCCAGGUCCUCAAGCUGCUCAACCACCCCAAUGUCAUUGAGUACUACGAGAACUUCCUGGAAGACAAAGCCCUCAUGAUCGCCAUGGAAUAUGCACCAGGCGGCACCCUGGCUGAGUUCAUCCAAAAGCGCUGCAAUUCCCUGCUGGAGGAGGAGACCAUCCUGCACUUCUUUGUGCAGAUCCUGCUUGCACUGCACCACGUGCACACCCACCUCAUCCUGCACCGAGACCUCAAGACGCAGAACAUCCUCCUUGACAAACACCGCAUGGUCGUCAAGAUCGGGGAUUUUGGCAUCUCCAAGAUCCUGAGCAGCAAGAGCAAGGCCUACACGGUGGUGGGUACCCCAUGCUACAUCUCCCCUGAGCUGUGUGAGGGCAAGCCCUAUAACCAGAAGAGUGACAUCUGGGCCCUGGGCUGUGUCCUCUACGAGCUGGCCAGCCUCAAGAGGGCUUUCGAGGCUGCGAACCUGCCAGCCCUCGUGCUGAAGAUCAUGAGCGGCACCUUUGCACCCAUCUCUGACCGGUACAGCCCUGAGCUGCGCCAGCUGGUCCUGAGUCUACUCAGCCUGGAGCCUGCCCAGCGGCCAUCACUCAGCCACAUCAUGGCACAGCCCCUCUGCAUCCGUGCCCUCCUCAAUCUCCACACCGACGUGGGCAGCAUCCGCAUGCGGAGGCCUGUGCAGGGAGAGCGAGCAGUCCUGGGCAGCAGGGUGUGGGCACCCAGUGGGAGCACAGGAGGCCUGGGGCAGAGGGGCACCUGGGUAAGUCCUCCCUCCCUGCAGGUAGGAAUGUCAGGAGAGUCUUUGUCCUUAGGCCCCCAUCUGUCCCUCAGGGUGGAGAAGUCUGUGACCCCCGGCAGCACAGGGAGCAGGACCACCAGUGUCCGCUGCAGAGGUGUCCCCCGGGGACCUGUGAGGCCAGCCAUCCCACCACCACUGUCGUCAGUGUACGCGUGGGGUGGCGGGCUGGGCACCCCCCUGCGGCUGCCAAUGCUCAACACAGAGGUGGUCCAGGUGGCAGCUGGGCGCACGCAGAAAGCCGGCGUCACACGCUCUGGGCGUCUUAUCCUGUGGGAGGCCCCACCCCUAGGUGCAGGCGGAGGCACCCUCCUUCCUGGGGCAGUGGAGCAGCCACAGCCCCAGUUCAUCUCGCGCUUCCUGGAGGGCCAGUCGGGCGUGACCAUCAAGCAUGUGGCCUGCGGGGACUUCUUCACAGCCUGCCUGACUGACCGAGGCAUCAUCAUGACCUUUGGCAGCGGCAGCAAUGGGUGCCUGGGCCACGGCAGCCUCACUGACAUCAGCCAGCCCACCAUUGUGGAGGCCUUGCUGGGCUAUGAGAUGGUGCAGGUGGCCUGUGGGGCCUCUCACGUGCUGGCCUUGUCCACUGAGCGAGAACUAUUUGCCUGGGGCCGUGGAGACGGGGGGAGACUGGGACUAGGCACCAGGGAGUCCCACAGCUGCCCCCAGCAGGUGCCCAUGCCCCCGGGACAGGAAGCUCAGCGAGUUGUAUGUGGCAUCGAUUCCUCCAUGAUCCUCACUGUGCCUGGCCAAGCCCUGGCCUGUGGAAGCAACAGGUUCAACAAGCUGGGCCUGGACCAUCUCUCCCUGGGGGAGGAGCCUGUUCCCCACCAGCAGGUGGAGGAGGCCCUGAGCUUCACACCACUAGGCUCUGCACCUCUGGACCAGGAGCCCCUGCUGAGUGUAGACCUGGGCACUGCUCACUCAGCUGCUGUGACUGCCUUGGGUGAUUGCUACACUUUUGGCAGCAAUCAGCAUGGGCAGUUGGGCACCAAUGCUCGCCGGGGCAGCCGGGCACCCUGUAAAGUCCAAGGCCUUGAGGGCAUCAAGAUGGCAGUGGUAGCCUGUGGGGAUGCCUUCACUGUAGCUAUUGGGGCAGAGGGUGAAGUGUACUCUUGGGGCAAAGGGGCCCGAGGUCGACUGGGAAGGAGGGAUGAGGAUGCCGGAUUCCCUCAGCCAGUGCAACUGGAUGAGACACACCCUUACAUGGUGACUUCCGUGUCCUGUUGCCAUGGAAACACCCUCCUAGCUGUUCGCCCGGUCACAGACGAGCCAGUCCCCCCAUGAGGCACCUGGAUACACCUCUGGACCACCCUCAUAUUGCUUCUCCUCUGAAUGUUCUGAAAAACACAGGUGCCCCAGGCAUGACUCCCAGCUGUCUCCUGGAUUAUGUCAUCAGUGAGGAUGUCGGGGCUGGUGAAAUCCCUGCUCUGCUUUUGGCUUUGGACAUGGAAACCUCAACCACUUUGUUCUUCCACCACCUUUGCCCUUCCUACCCCUUCUUCCCUUCAGUCAGUGUCCCCAGGGUCCAGUCUGGCUAGAGUUAGAAGGCAAACCCAGCCUUUGGAAGCAAGCAGGGUGGCCUCCAGAGCCUUGUCAUAAAAAGACUGAAGGCAGCUGUAGCUCCUCCUCCACCACACAGACCCUGCCCUUUCCCCCAGCCCAGUUAGAAACUAAGUCUGGCCGGGCGCGGUGGCUCAAGCCUGUAAUCCCAGCACUUUGGGAGGC